ACCAACUGAGCCACCCAGGCGCCCCAUCUGGUAACUUCUUCUUAAAGAUGCUUUUGUUCUUCAUUUAAGAAUCGUCACCGAGUGAUGACUCUAUGAUUUCGCCACUUAGUGAAGACUCUCAGGCUGAAGCAGAAGGUGUGUUCGUGUCUCCAAACAAACCUCGUACAACUGAGGAUUUGUUUGCAGUCAUUCACAGGUCCAAGAGGAAAGUACUUGGAAGAAAAGAUUCUGGGGAUAUGUCCACUCGAAGCAAAUCGAGGGCUUCUCUUGGCGGCGGCAGCAGCAGCAGCGCCGGUUCUGUCACUCUGCCCAACAGCAACGUGACCACCCCAAACAGCCAGAGGUCUCCUGGCCUCAUCUACCGAAAUGCCAAAAAGUCCAACACAUCGAACGAAGAGUUUAAGCUGUUACUCCUCAAGAAAGGAAGUCGCUCAGAUUCUAGUUACCGCAUGUCUGCUACUGAGAUCCUCAAGAGUCCCAUCCUGCCCAAGCCUCCAGGCGAGCUCACCGCUGAGUCCCCACAAAGCACCCAUGAGGCCCAUCAGGGGGCACCUGGGGCCGAGGCAUUGUCCCCACUCUCUCCAUGCUCCCCAAGAGUUAAUGCAGAAGGGUUUUCCUCAAAGAACUUUGCCACCUCAGCAUCGGCAAGGGUUGGCCGUUCGCGAGCGCCCCCUGCGGCCAGCAGCAGUCGCUAUAGCGUCCGCUGCAGGCUGUACAAUGCGCCCAUGCAGGCCAUCUCUGAGGGUGAGACAGAAAAUUCUGAUGGGAGCCCACAUGACGACCGAUCCUCCCAGAGCUCAACAUAGGUGGCCCGGGCCAGGCUGGCUGCCAAAGGCCAAAACCCUUAGUCAUAUGAGGAUGUAGGAACAGAACAGAGGACUGGGGAGAAGUCAGCACACCAUGGGGUACCAUCACUGCUUACCAACGAAUUCCUAAAUAUUUGCGGGGGAAAUGGAAGAUGGUCUUUCUUGAUUAUUUUCCACAUUUUUAAGUAGCUGCACUGUCUUUCAUAUUUUUCUUUAGCUUAGUUUGAUUUACCCAAUCUCAUUCCUUUUGAUAAUAUAGAAUUUGAAAAUGUCUGCUUUUCAUGAAACCUAGAAAAAGUUUUCCCAGAGCUGCCUAUUCAGAAAACAAAGCCCUCACUGUCAUAAUUCUUAAGAAGAUGAAAUUACUCUGGAGGUUUGGUAUUUUUUUAUAUUAAAAUGAACUAAAGCAAAAUUCAGAAGAACUACACACAUGUAAAUACCAUAUUUUUGAUAAAAAUGUGUAAAUAGAUUUAUCAAUGACGAGUGGACAUGUGGCCAAUUAUCUACCACACACCAACUGUUUAUAGAACACAACAAAUAAAGUGUAAUAAUUGUAUUCUGUGAAUACCAUUUUCAUAUAAAAUACCAUAUUUAAAUGUCCACCAAUAUGAUUUUCUGAGUGAUAAACCUCAAUUAUGAAUUUUAAACUGGUGAAAUAAAGAAAAUCUUGAGGUCAUAUACUGAAAUGUGAUUAAUUUAAAAUAAUGAAUUCAGACCUCACCAUUUUUGUGACAAAUUGCAGCACCAAACAAGUGAAUAGUAACACAUGGCUAUGAUUUGCCAUGUGGUAAUUUGGACAGAAUGAAAAGCAUGCUUUUGAUUUUUUUUUUUAAUCAAUGAGAAAAAUCAUCAUUCUCAACACAAAGCCCUGAAGAACAACAUUUGACAGUGUCUUUUAGACUUUUAAGUUUUCAAUGGAUUGCUUUAAAGAGAAUGAAUAGGGAAAACAAUAGUUAAUUUUAGGUUAUGUUUUAUAUUAGGCUACUGGGGACAUAAACAGUCAUAAACUCCUUAAACAGUUUAGCAAUUAGCUCCAGGUUCUUUAACUAACAAAAAUAAAACAUAAGCAUGCCACAGAGCUAUUGAUUUAUCAGUAAGUACCUGCAAUGAGUUUUCAGUGAAGCUUUCUCUCUGUGCUGAUGAGAUUCAUGCUACCUAAAAAGUAACAGAAAUGACACUGUGAACAAUAUAGUUGGGAAUUAGGUAUGUGUAUAUGCAUUAUUUAUAUUCACUGUUAAACCGGGAAUGGGGAACAGCUCUGGUUCACAAUGCUACAUACAAAUGAGUUUUUGUCUGAUUUUACUAUAUCUGCUUGAUGGCAAAAGGGGAGGGUGGUGGGUGGGAAAGGAAAUAUCAGGGCAAGUGCUCUGAUAAAAUGAAGGCAGGGAAACAAGCUGAAUUACUUGAAAUUACUUGAAUUUUCUUGUCUUAAAACUGAAAAAAAGUAGUUACAAGUUGAAAUCUGCAAAUGGUUCUUACACCUCUGAUUUUAACGUGAACUGAUACUAAUGUUUGAAAUAUGUCAGAAAUAUAAGCAGCUAUGUACUUAGAAUAUGUUUUGAAUGGGACAAGGUAGAAAGUAAAGAGAACUAAGAAGGGAUAUGGCCUAUAAAAGAAUAGAAUGUGAUUAGAAUGCUAGAACAGACCAGCAUUACCAAGAAAUUGAUAAGCAACUGGCUUUAAGUUUAUGCAAGUGGUAUUUGGGAAAGUAGGAUGUGUGAAAGCGGGUUUGUGGCUUUGGUUUGAUUCAUACAACAUGAAGGAGAAAGCCUGGUCUAAGAGGAUGCUGUCUUUCAAUAGAAACACUUUCUAAGAUGUUAUAGAUUGAGAAUUAGAGAAUCUGAUUGCUGUUGGUUUUUGUUUGUUUGUAAAGAAAAAAAAUGUCUGUCUUCUAUUUGUUUUCACUAUCAAAUUGUAUUUCUUAAUUUCUUGUCAUCCUUGUAUGUAAAAUGGGUCCUGGGGGUGGCGGGGUACAGGAGGGAGAAUGUGUGUGUGGGUGUGUGUGUGGGUGUGUGGGUGUGGGUGCUUGCGCUGGGAUAGAUAAGCUACUUGGUAAAGGGUACAUUUGAACAUGUAUAAAGUGUUAUACUUUUUAUGAAAAGAAAAAUGGGGGUUUGAAAAAAAAUGGACCAUUUCUCAUUGGAACCCAUUAGUCAAGAAAACCAGCAUGGUUUGACACCACAUGGGAACAUGAAUAACUUUUUCUCAUGCUUUGAAAAGUACACUUGGCAAAAUUUUAAAAAUAAAGUUUUUAGACAAAUGCGCUAAGAAACCGUCAUUUCCAGUCCCAAUAGGUGAUCUUUUGUAAUUUUCAUAAAAGCAGUUCGUUUGCAGUAUGGCUUUUGUGUAGUUAGGGGUUUUUUAAGCGUAAAGAAAGUAUGUGGGCUUUAAAAGUGAUUCUAAGUCUUGAAUAGGAAACCCAUCAAUUGGCUUUAAUAAAUAUGUCACCUUUUUAUUAUUGACAUCAAUUUAAGUAAUGGUACCAUAUAUUUUUUAAAAUACAUACUGACUUGAAUUGUGAGGCAAUAAGAUUCCUUCUAUAUGUAAUGAUCACAGAACUAACCCUUAUAAUAUAGUUUUACUUAUUUUGUUUACUCUAAAAAUCUAUAGCAGAGUUUCUCUAUUUUAUAUUUCAUAGAUUUAAAAAAAACCCAAAUAAUGAUGGAUUUUAAAUUCACUGUGUUGAGUAUUGAGUAACUGAGUUAAAAAAAAAAAAAGUAAGGAAUUCCUUAGUAAUCUGGAAUAUUCUACAUGGCUUUAUUACAUAGCAUAUAAGACCAAGAAUUAGAGGGCUGUCUUCAACAUCACUACCGUUUUGAAGCAGGGUACACACAUUAGGUAUUGUAAAAAACAUCAAUCCAAACUUUUCUUCUGUUGUUUGCACUGAUGCUAAUUUUUUGUUCUUUUAUGUUUAUACAACAUGUCUGUGUUGUGUGGGGAAAAUUUUUUUUUCCUUACUUUUUGGUUUUUUGUGUUUGGGGUGUUUUUUUGUUUUUUGUUGGUUUUUUGUUUUUUUUUGGCUAAGUAGAGGACAUGGACUAGUUGUAGCAAACAAAACACACUGUUUGCUCUUGCCAAAGGUCAGUGAGUGAGUACAUUUGCUGCAGUGAUGGCAGACUUAGAGAACUAGAUCAUGACAAAGGUUUAAAACUAUAAAGAAGGUUACAGUGUAACUAUUUUGGUACUAGAACCAGUUCAUGCUGGCCAAAAAGACAAUGGUUUAUGGACUUGCAUCCAUUUUGUAUUUUUGUAAUAUUUGUAAAUAUGAACUUUUUAAAUUGUCGCAGAAAUGGUUUCUUUUGUAAGAUGUUUUCAACGUUUACAUUCAAUUCAAGCCUUUGUAUAUUUUAGAGCUGUGCAACACUUUAAGUCUUGUAUUUAUUUUUAGUAAAAAUGGUGACAGUUUCAUUGUGAACCCCUCUCAAAAAAAAUGUACCAGAAAAGUUUGAUUACCUAGAAAGUGUGUAUAGAAACUGCAAAUAAACGUGACUGCAAUUAAA
Molecule: messenger RNA, 4306 nt
Organism: Leptonychotes weddellii (Weddell seal)
Lineage: Eukaryota; Metazoa; Chordata; Mammalia; Carnivora; Phocidae
Source: RefSeq, a predicted model, not a curated record